Messenger RNA from Monascus purpureus, 3033 nucleotides. The record is from the annotation of a GenBank genome assembly. Lineage: Eukaryota; Fungi; Ascomycota; Eurotiomycetes; Eurotiales; Aspergillaceae.
UGAAAUGGGAGACUUACGGGAUAAGCAUCAUUUUGAACUCUUGAUUGUUGUCUUACAGCUGACAGGGUCCUGAAGCAACAAUCACAAUAACAACUACGCAUAAGAAUUAACAUUGAAACUGACUUCUACUUCAUACGCGACCCUUACGGCCCGUGCAGAUUAAUAAUAAGAUCGCCCCAUAGAUACGAACUGCCUCAAUGCGACGACGACCUGCAGGGCUUAUCGCUCACCACCGCAAAGCUGCUCCGUCCCCCUUCUCCGUCGCCAUCAUGUUCCCGGUCCACGCUGUCACGAAUCAUGCAGCCUACCGUCUCGUCUCCUUCUGACUUGUCGCCCCAGUCAACCGCUGCCUCCCCGUCAGACGCUGUUCCUGACUCUCAACGACCGAAAACGAACCCUCGCAGGCGUCCGCUGAAUCGCCGUACCCUAAGUUGUCUCCCCUGCAGACAGCAUAAGCUUCGCUGCGAUCGACAUAUACCAUGCCAUACCUGCACUAGAUACCGUCGCGAGGAUGAGUGCCGACGACAUCCAGCACCUUCCUCCCUGUUGGGGACGGAUUCCCCGAGACUGGCGAUGCCGGCUAGAACCAUAGCCCCGGGGCCGUCGCAGCUACAACCGCGGUCGCCUUCGGUGAAAAGGGAACAAGACAAGGGGCUAAAUCCUGGGGGAGGUAGCCAUGGAAAUAUCAAGGGACAGCAGGUUGCUCAGUUUAUUGAACAGACAUCGCAGCGGUCAAGUAGACCUUGGUCGUCGUCGUCACCAUCAACUCCAACCGUCCCCUUAUCCUCUCUUUUCACGCAAUCAUCAUGCCCUAUUUUUCUUCCCGAUAUCCUCUCGUCGGACCUGUCGCUCUUUUCUCAGUUUAUGCGCAACCCAGUGGAUGCGAAGCUCUUCUGGAAAUCACAGUUGGUGGCUCUACUGCCUUCGCAGAUGCAAUGCGACCUUCUAGUCGCCUACUACAUCGAAAACAUCGACUGGCUAUAUCACGCGAUCCAUAUACCCCUGUUUCGUCGACGAUACUCUGCUUUCUGGGCCGGAAGCAUUGACGAAAUCGAUUUGGUGUGGCUGGCGCUUCUGUACACCGUCAUAUCCAUUACGGCGCUCAUGGCCCCUGUUGAACAGGCGCAGGUCAUGGGCUUCGAGCACUCGAAGUUGCGUGUUCUUUCACACGUGUGGCAUCAAGCGUCUCGACAAGCUCUCCAUGCAGGCGAGUUUGAAUCGAAGCCGUGCCUGGUGCAGUUGCAGGUGUUCUUGGCGACCCAGCUGUAUUGGUUGGAGACGAAAAAUGUUGAAUCGUUAAACUCCGCUCUUGGCCAAGCAGUCCGAAAUGCGCAGGCAUUGGGGUUAGAUAAGAACACACCGGGGGCGAAUUGUCUAGACACAGAACUGCGACGACGAGCAUGGUGGGAUCUGUGCGUGGCUGAUACGUUCCAAUCCAUGUGUCUCGAUCGAACUCCGCUUAUCCAUACCCCACUCUCCAAAGUCCCUAUGCCUGUAAACUGCAACGACACGGACGUUACAGCAACGUCGAUCAUCCCUCGCCCUAUGGAAGUGCCGACAGAUAUGAGCGCGCUAAUAUGUCGCGUCAAGGCGUUCCGCAUCUUCCGCAAACUCUACUUCAACGAUGGCGCCUACUUAUCAUCGUACAGCUACAUUCAGUCCAUAGACAAGGAGAUCCAAACCCUCAUCGCGGAGUUCCCUUGGUAUUUUCGCAUCGGCUCCGAAGAGAGCCUGCGACAUCUUCCGACCCUGGAUAGCAUUGCGUGGCAACACGAAUCUCUGCAUAUAUGUAUCUGUCUGCAGCGGAUCCGAAUGAACCGGCCGUUCCUGCACGCACGCAUCGGGGAAUCAUGGGGGGUAUGCUUCAAAGCAGCACAGGAAAUGCUGGCCCCGUACCGCCGGAUGAGAGAGGUGAAUGUCGAGCGAUUUCGUCAGUCGCAGAAGUUCCUCAUCCAGGGCUACCAGUCGUACACGGCAGCCGUGACGCUCGCAGCGUUCCUGUUGGUGGAACGAUCACUCCCGGGAUUUUCGUCAGAGUUCAUGAGACACGAUAUCGAAAUGGUGAUCUCCGAUUUGGAACUCAAGGAUCUCGGGCCGCUCAUCUCGGACGGAAUUAAAAUCUUACGGAAGAUGCUCGACAUGUUCGACCAACGGCGUGACACGCGAGAUCCACAUACGCGCGAAUCAUUAGUACGCGAUAUUGCAUCUGUUUUCGGCGGCGAGCAGCCCACACGACGGUAUCUAAAGCAAUGCGAUAUUGGAUACGUCCUGAACAACACCGCCUCAAGCGCAGACGGCAGCAGUAGUACGGGUAAUACACCCACUGCGCAGACGACAGGUGGCAGCGAGAGUGCGAUUGCUCAAUCGCCCGGGUUAGUAUCACUGCCCGAACCCACCGGGCCGGAUUGGGGCGUGCGGCUUCCGUCGUCCGUGUCGGUCUUGGAGCCCGUUGAUAUGAACAUGGUGCAUCCGGGUUUCAGUCUCACGUCAGAUUCGGAAGCGCAGCAGGCAGCUCUUCUUGACGCCAAUGUUCCGUAUAGCAACCAAAUCGAGUUCAUGCCGGACGACCUUAACCUGGCACUGGACAUGUUGGAUAGCGAUCAGUGGUGGGAUAUACUUCCCGAGAUAACAUUUCAGACGUAGCUUGAUUCCGGUUUCAUGUAGGAUAGAUUUCUCUACCUAGUACUGCUAAGUAGUAAAUAAUAGAAUAAUACUCGACUAUAGAGACAGGUACUAUUAUCUCUAAGAAGUGAGCAACAUGCAUAUGCAUAUGCAACCCAAAGAACCCAACCACGGAAUAAUUAAUAGAAAAGAAGGGGAAAAAAGGCCUACACCGUAAGCAAAUUAUCAGCAAGUAUUCCCGACGGACGGCACCGCCAAUUCGGAUAACCUCGGUUGGGCAUGUAUGUUUAGUAUCGGGGGACUAUGCUCCUAGGUAUGCUCUGCAGCGAAAAGAAAAAGGAAGAGAUAGAUACCGCCAUUUCUUCCCGCAAAGCAGUCGUCCGUCCCGCCUGUCGGCUCGCUUAACGGGAA